AUGCCUAAGCGUCUGAUUGCCACGUCAUCGUCUUCUUCUUCUUCUUCUUCUGAAUCCAAAAUUGUCAAAGCUGAAGAUUCUGGAAAUUCUUCUGGAAAUUCUGAAAAUGCCACGUGGCGCCGCGACGUGGCGCUUAUUCAAAAAAUGAGAGCCGAUAUGGUGGCGCCAGUCGACACUAUGGGAUGCCAUAAGCUUGCCGAUCCAUUGGCAGAGCCAAAAAUUCAUCGUUUCCAAGUGCUCGUCGCCCUAAUGCUCUCCAGUCAAACUCGUGACGAAGUAAACGCCGCCGCGAUGAAACGACUCAAAGAUCACGGACUGUCGAUUCAGACGAUUCGGGCGUUUCCAGUGUCGGACUUGGAGAAGAUUUUGUGUCCAGUCGGGUUUUAUAAGCGCAAAGCCGUCUAUAUCCAACAAACGGCGAAAAUUCUAGAAGACAGCUAUUCAGGAGACAUUCCAGACACCCUAGAUGGCCUGUGCUCUCUGCCAGGCGUCGGACCGAAAAUGGCGAAUUUGGUGAUGCAAAUCGCGUGGGGAAAGUGUGAGGGCAUCGCUGUUGACACACAUGUUCAUCGCAUUUCCAAUCGAUUGGGCUGGAUCAAAACCACGACCCCCGAAAAGACCCAAAAAGCCCUGGAAUCUCUUCUCCCACGAAGCGAAUGGCAACCGAUUAAUCAUCUCCUCGUGGGCUUUGGACAGAUGCUCUGUCAGCCAGUCCGCCCAAAGUGUGCCACGUGUCUUUGCCGGCUCACUUGUCCCAGUUCGACAGCGAAAACCGGCGAAAAAGUGGAAAAAUUGGCGAAAAAAUCGAGAAAAACGGUCAAAAUUGAAAAGGAAGAUGCUUUCGAAGUCAAGGAGGAGCCCGAUUUUUAA
Molecule: messenger RNA, 870 nt
Organism: Caenorhabditis briggsae
Lineage: Eukaryota; Metazoa; Nematoda; Chromadorea; Rhabditida; Rhabditidae
Gene: Cbr-nth-1
Product: Protein CBR-NTH-1
Exons: 5
Coding region: 1-870 (289 amino acids)
Biological process (GO): base-excision repair; base-excision repair, AP site formation; nucleotide-excision repair
Cellular component (GO): nucleus
Molecular function (GO): DNA-(apurinic or apyrimidinic site) endonuclease activity; oxidized pyrimidine nucleobase lesion DNA N-glycosylase activity; DNA binding
Source: RefSeq, a predicted model, not a curated record